Carcharodon carcharias (great white shark) is the source of this 7057-nucleotide messenger RNA. It is a transcript of the gene rabgap1l, whose product is annotated as RAB GTPase activating protein 1-like. The record is from RefSeq and is a predicted model, not a curated record. Lineage: Eukaryota; Metazoa; Chordata; Chondrichthyes; Lamniformes; Lamnidae. The transcript is spliced from 21 exons. Bases 115 to 2571 code for a protein of 818 amino acids.
AGUGAGCAUGCGUAGAGCCAGGACCCGGGGACGCGGCAGCGGCGAUGCCAGAAACCGAAAUUGAACAACAACAACUGCAAAUCGGUUGUUGCUGUGCGUUGUACUGAUUGAGAAAUGGAUGAUCAAGCUUCUUUGCGCAAGGUGAGUGGUUCAUCGGACUCUGUUUCCACAUUGAACAGUGAGGAGUUUGUCCUUGUGCCUCAGCAAGCAGAAGAUUCUUCCUCAACCAAUGGAGAGGAAAAGCCAGCACUAAAGAUAGCUUGCAAUGGGAAUGAGCAGCAGCUAAAGAAGGCGCUGGAGGAGGGCCAGAAAGAUGAUAUGAUGGCUGGAGCAGAAGGUGAGGUGGGAUAUAAAAGCCUGACGACAUGUGAAGCAUCGAUGAAACAGAAGCCUCUGCAUUUAAUCUUGGUUUCUUCCACAGUGGAAGAGCUCCCUGUACCAAAAGCUGCAUCACCCAGUGCCGCAGAAGAGGAGAGUGUGCUGUUCAACAAGUUAACCUACCUGGGCUGCACUAAGGUGACCUCUCCACGCAAUGAAGCAGAGGCUCUUCGUGCCAUGGCCAACCUUCGUGCCAACUGCCAAGUUCCAAUUCACGUUACCCUGUAUGUGCCUAAUGUAGCAGAUGGAUCUGUAAGGAUAAUAGACCAGGCUACGACCACAGAGAUAGCUGCGUUUCCAAUAUAUACGGUGUUGUUCUGCGUCCGAGGUGUUGAUGGGACUUCGGAGAGUAAUUGCUUUGCAUUUACCGAAAGUUACUGCAGUACAGAUGAGUUCCAGCUUCAUGUGUUCUGCUGUGAGAUCAAAGAAGCUGUUAGUCGAAUCCUGUACAGUUUUUCCACUGCUUUUCGCCGAUCUUCCAAACAAACAACAGAAAUAAAAGACAUGGGCGAUGCAAGUCCUGAGAGUGACAGCUACAACUUCACUGUCUCUCUUGAAGUGAAGGAGGAUGAUGGAAAAGGCAAUUUCAGUGCUGUGCCGAAGGACAGAGAGAAACUGUAUUUUAAGUUGCGACAGGGAAUAGAGAAGAAACUGAUCAUCAACGUGCAGCAAACAUCAAACUGUGAACUGGCGGUUGAGCGGUGUUUUGGCAUGCUCCUGAGUCCAGGGAGAAAUGUGCGGAAUAGUGACAUGCACUUGCUUGAUAUGGAAUCCAUGGGAAAGAGUGCUGACGGCAAGUCCUAUGUAAUCACAGGAACGUGGAACCCUAAUGGUCCUGCCUUUCAGGCGCUGAAUGAGGAAACUCCUAAAGAUAAAAGGGUUUACAUGACUGUAGCAGUGGACUUGGUAAUUACUGAGGUGGUGGAGCCAGUCCGGUUUCAGUUGGAAACAGUGGUCCGUGUGUACCCUACCAAUGAGCGGUUCUGGUACUUCAGCAGAAAAACCUUCUCAGAAGGGUUUUACAUGAAGUUGAAACAGUCGGAAAGCAAAGACCAUGCGGGUGUUGGUGAUACAAUGUAUGAAGUGGUGUCUCUGCAGAAGCAGUCUGAGAGAGAUGGAACUGCUCCUGCUGCAACUGGCUUUAUGCUGUACCAUGGGAGGCAGGCCAGCGUAACUCUUUCCCCUCAGGAUGAUAAGGAAGAAGAAGAUAGUGAUAACGAACUGUCCAGUGGCACAGGGGAUGUUUCCAAGGAGUGCCCUGAGAAAAUCCUGGAAUCGUGGGGGGAGUUGCUGCACAGAUGGCACAGCAAUUUGACUGCCAGGCCCAAAGGGCUGCCUAUCCUCGUCAGAAAUGGUGUUCCAGAAGCACUCCGAGCAGAGGUUUGGCAACUGUUGUCGGGUUGCCACGACAAUCAAGCGAUGCUGGAAAAGUACAGAAACCUGAUCACUAAGGAUUCUGUUCAGGAAAAUGUUAUUACCCGUGAUAUUAAUCGCACUUUCCCAGCCCACGACUACUUCAAGGACUCUGAUGGAGACGGGCAGGAUUCAUUGUACAAGAUCUGUAAGGCAUACUCAGUGUACGAUGAAGACAUUGGCUACUGCCAAGGCCAGUCUUUCCUCGCUGCUGUUCUUCUGCUACAUAUGCCAGAGGAGCAGGCGUUCUGUGUCUUGGUGAAGAUCAUGUACGACUAUGGUCUCCGGGAACUCUACAAGAACAAUUUUGAGGAUCUGCAUUGCAAAUUUUACCAACUGGAGAGGCUGCUCCAGGAACAGCUGCCCGAACUGUACAAUCACUUCUUAGAUCUGAACUUGGAGGCGCACAUGUAUGCUUCACAGUGGUUCCUCACACUCUUCACCGUCAAAUUCCCACUCUGCAUGGUCUUCCACAUCAUCGAUCUGCUGCUCUCUGAGGGACUCGGCAUCAUUUUCAAUGUGGCAUUGGCGCUAUUGAAGACAUCUAAGGAGGAUCUGCUGCAGGCUGACUUUGAGGGGGCAUUGAAGUUCUUCCGCGUUCAACUGCCAAAACGUUACAGAGCUGAGGAAAAUGCCAGGAGAUUAAUGGAGCAAGCCUGUAAUAUAAAGGUGCCAACAAAAAAGCUGAAAAAAUAUGAGAAGGAGUACCAGACAAUGAGAGAGCAGCAAGCACAGCAGGAAGAUCCAAUCGACAGAUAUAAGUUCAUUUCAUUUCAGUAAAGUCUCUGAUACUUCACCGACGUGUACUUGAAACCGCCUUCCACUCAAAGAAAUAGAGAAGCUCCCAUCAGUUAUAUAGGAGGAAGCCCAAUAUUUGCAGCAAGCCUGGACCGUGACCAUCUGUUUCUUGUUCGAAGAGAACCUUGUAAUCUAUCAGCAUACACAUCCCAGCUUGGGACAUUGGAAGGAAGUGCCCAGGGUGCGGGUGAACAUGGAGCAAAAGGCCUCACAUUUGAAGCUUCAGCGUUUGUGUUGAAUGUACAUUUCCACCUGCUCAUUGCCCUCCUUUAACCUGAUAAUGAAGAAAGAUCCUUGUUUGUACAGUCUUUAUCGCUUUACGAUAUUCAAAAGUAUUUUGUUGGAGCCACCAGGACAAGUUUGUGAGGUCCCUCAAACAGCAGAUGAGCGACUAGACAAAUCUUUUUUUUAAGGCAUUGGCUGAAUGUUGGCCAGGACACAGGGGAGAACUCCCCUGCUCUAACUUGAAUGGGACCUUUCAUAUCCACCUGAGAAGGCAGGUGGAGCCUCAGUAUAACAUCUCUUGAGGGAGAUGGUGCCUGAAACACUGCAGCUUUCAGCAUCAGACUAAAGUGUCAGACUGUAUUAUGUGCUCAGUCUCUGAAGUGGGGCGUAUUCCCACGAACAUCUGACUUUGAGGCAAGAGUGCUACCCGCUGAGCCACGGCUGGCAAUAGUAAACCGAUCCACCCUUCUGCCUGGAAGAUUUCUGUUUGAAGGCUCCCAUCCCCUUCACACGCUGACAGGCCUGUGGUGCAUUUCUAUCACUCCCAAAUUUUCCCUUUGCCUCUAAUCAUUCACUCUAUGGGGUAGCUUCAUUCUGAUGUUGAACAUUUUACUGCCAUUUAUCGAUCCUUCCUAUGUCAAAUCCUGUUGGGGAAACUGGGACAUGGAGUGAAUAAUUUGAGGUUAAAUUUCACCUGAUAGUUCCUGUUGUUAACAGCAAACCAAACACUCAGGAGGGAGCUGUUCUUGUCUCUACUCAAUUUAGACUCCAGUUCAUGGCUAAUUGUUUUAAUUGAUUUUUUUCAUGGGAGAUGGGUGACGUUAAUCCUUAAUUGCCUUGAAUCCCUUGAACUGAGUGGCUUGCUAGGCCAGUCCAGUGACAUUACCACUAUGCCGCUGUCUCCCCUAAUUUUACACACUCCAAUUCUCCUGCUUUCUCUCCAAACUGAUCCCAAUAUCCUCUUCCUCUUCAGACCCUUUUAAAUUCCUCAAAUUAUAAUUCAGUCCCCUUUUUUAAAUGCAGUACUCAGUACACCAUCAAUCACUAAAUUCCAAUAACUGCAUCGAAAUGUCUUUCCUGAUAUUCUUUAUGUACCUAAUGCUUGACUUGAGAUUACGGUCUCUUCUCUAUCUGUUUGCCUGCAAAGGGAGUAAAUCUAUUUCUUGAAUCGUUUAGAAUAUCAAAUUCUCCCUCUCAAGACCCUAUUCAAGAGAGUACAACCUCCUUGAUGCCGCACUCGGUCAAAUGUUGCCUUGAUGUCAAGGACAGUCACUCUCACCUCACUGUUACUGGACUAGUCACCCAGGCUGCUGGAAUACUCAUCCAGUCAUCUAAAGAAAUGAGAUCUCAGACUGCGACCCCGCCAUGACAGUUUGAGAAUUUGAGUUUAAUUUAACUUUUUUUAUUCUUUCAUGGGAUGUGAGCAUCAUAGUAAGGCCAGCAUUUAUUGCCCAUCCUUAAUUGCCCUCGAAGGUGAUGCUGAGCCAUAAGAUAUCUGGAGAGAAAGGCACUGGGAUCAGUGCAAAUAACCAUGAAACUGCCACGUUGUCUUAAAAACUGGUACUGAUGUCUUUUUGGGGAAGGGAAUCUACCAUCCUCAUCAGGUCUGGGAUUGUAUGUGACUCCAGUCCCUCAGCAACAUGGCUGAUUUGGCUAAGCAAGAUGCAAGACACUUGGUCAGGGCAACUAGAGAUGAGCAAUAAACCCAAGGGUUGCCAGUGACAUCCGCAUCCCGAGAAGGAAUAAAAAUGAGUCGCUUAUUUGGUGCGGCCCUUUGGUGCCUUCCAGUAUGUCACAGGGCACUAAUUCUCACAAUCUAAUUUAUUACACUAUGGCAAUAUGUGAAAUAAUUUUAUUUUUGAAUGAGAAUGUCUCUUUUACCUGUGCCACCCCCCCACUACCCUACCCCACCCCUGCAAGCCUUUCACCAGAUGUUUCUUGUGACCUUGCUUUACAGAGUGAAAGGCUUGAGUGUUCUCUGAAGAUUGGGUCUGUCCUGCUGUCUGUCCUCUCUCCAGCAUAAAACAAAAUGCAUACUUCUAAAAUGCUACAAAGAUGAAAAGGGGGCUGAAAAAAAAUCACUAAAACUAAAAUUGAGAUGGUUAUUUUAAAAAAAGUGUUUGUUUUAAAACUUCCCUCUCCAGUAAAUAAGGGAAAGAUGGGAGCCCAGAACUGCAAUUUCCAUCAGGGCCAGAAAAGGCUAGUGCUUAAGAAUGGGUUGUGUAAGCUAGGCUUGUAUUCCCUUGGGAGGAGAUUAAGGGGGUUGAUAGAAACUAUUAUCUCUGCUGCGUGAGUGCAGAACUAGGAGGGGUGUGAUAAAAUUAGAGGUGGGAUGAUGUCAGGAAGAACUUCUUCAGCCAAAGGGUAGUGGAAAUCUGCAACUCUCACCCCCAAAAAAGCUGCUGAGGCUGGGCUUCAAUUGCUGUUAGCUCAGGGUAAGUAAGGGUUACAGAACCAAUGUGGGUAGAUGGAGGUCUGUUCCAGAUCAGCCAUGCCUGGAUUGAUGGGAGGACCAGGCUGAAGAGACUGAAUAUCAGGAGGAUUCACUGAAAUGGCUGCAGAUUGUUCUGGCACCUGGGAUGGGGCUCUGGUCCCUUAAAGACAAGUGGAUCAAUUUUUAUAUAAAGAAUGUUUUAAAGUUGCCUCUAAUGCAGGGCACAAGAUCAACACCCUCAAGACCUUUUUUUCAGUGGCAGAUAGUGCUUAGUCCCUCCUCUCACUCUUCCCUCCACACUCCCCUCCCUCCACCAGCUUCUCCUAGUGUUUCCAGCAUUUUAGAAUGGGGCAGGGGUGGGUCCCUGCAGGUGCACCCUUAGCCACCAAAGAUGUGUUCCCCAUGACCCCUGCCAUGGCCCAUGAAUUUCUGCAGAGUCCCAGCGUGACUGCCCACUGAGUAAUUUCCAGGGUGAGAUACUUUCCCUGUCUCUGUCAGGGUUUGUUUCUCCUUCCCCGACUUUCACUCACUUGCAGAACGGUGCUAAUGGAAUCAAACAUUACCCAUGAAAACUCUCUAUAAUCGCUAUAGGGCAGCUAUUUCACCCUCCCUGAACAGUAUGGGUAUACUCUUGCUUCAACAAGAAUCAAACUGACUCACUCUGUGUGUGAGAGAGAGAGAGAGGGCACCCAUAGAACCAGAAUACCAAUCAUAUAUGUUCCUGACCACAGAAUGAAAAUGUCUCCUGCAUUUAGAUUUAAAAUAAAAGUUUCAGCUUUACUUUGGAUUGUCUUUGCAAACUGCGAUAUUGUUCAUUGUGACACCGCAGUCCAAUAUGAUUCGCACAGACUAAGUCAGUGCCUAGACUUUCCUCUUGUGAAUCCUUUUCAGAAUGCCCUGCUCCCUUUUUCUUUACCUCUCAUUUUCCUCUUCUAUAUUUGCCCCUGUUCCUUUACUCCAUCCCACCCCCCCAGGAAUCGACAGCCUGGCCAAAGAGCUAGACUUAACGCCCCACAGUGUAUGACGUGAGGGUACUGUGUUGUAGCGCAGGUUCCUAUCUCUGGACCAGACCUGACAUGAUCAACAUGGUGGAUGCAUCUUUAUCUAAUCAGAACGUCAACUUUUUGAAUAAUUAAUAUUGCAGCUUGAGAACUCGUGAUUAGCUGCCGACAGACCAAUAACAAACUGCCUGUUUUGAAAUAACCCCAGCCUGUGGCAGAACACUGCUGUUGAAUUUGAUUCUCAGGAACCACACCCUGUAUUAUGUACCUGUUAUAAUUAUUUUGUUAAGAGUUCAUGUGUUAGCUACUUCUUCCUUGCAGUUGUACUGAAGAAUUUAUCAAUGCGGAAAGCACCUUGAUAUUUAAAAGGCAUAGUCUUCAUCAAAGUGUCUGACAGACUUUUCAAUGUUGGUUAACAACACCUGUUGCAAUGAUGUAAAUGCAUCAAUGUCUUUCUUGGCUGGGAUCAUUUACCAUUGUGUUGCUAGUCCCUAAUGAAGCCAUGGCAUGUUCCUUGCUGCUGAUACUUCGAUAAUACACAGCUCUUCAACGUUUUUUUCCACAUGCAUGUUGAAAUUAAGAAGUUUUUUAAACAUGUUUUGACGAGGACUGUGCAUCUUGACCAGUUUGACGGAAUGGUGGGUGUUUGAGUUCUCAGGCAGCUGUCGCCCAGCUUUAAGAAAACAAUGCUGUCUUUUUGUAGCAAUGUUGAAAUUGGACUGGACCCGGGUUCUUCCAAAUGCUGUAUUUGAAAGUGUUUUUUUAUGGAAUGUUAAUUUGUAAUAAAAUUAAUCUGUUACGCUUUGUA